Molecule: messenger RNA, 3703 nt
Organism: Puntigrus tetrazona (Sumatra barb)
Lineage: Eukaryota; Metazoa; Chordata; Actinopteri; Cypriniformes; Cyprinidae
Gene: ccdc40
Product: coiled-coil domain containing 40
Exons: 19
Coding region: 97-2919 (940 amino acids)
Biological process (GO): heart looping; axoneme assembly; epithelial cilium movement involved in determination of left/right asymmetry
Cellular component (GO): cytoplasm; cilium
Source: RefSeq, a predicted model, not a curated record
UCUCCUAGCAACGGAGAUACAAACGAAACUGCAGGUCGCGCGCUGCUUAUAAAUAUUGAAAAAAUAAUUAGGACCAGGAUACAAAACAAACAGCAAAUGGAAGGUGGUGGGUGUGAUGAAGUCUGGCCGGAGGAUGAGAUGAACAGGCAGGAAGAGGUUCCUGAUGACUUUACUGAGCCUCCAGAGGGGGAAUCGAUGGAGCACACAGUCACAGAUCAUGCCGAGACCAGUGGAGUUUCAGCUGGUGUUAGUGGACAGCUCUCCCUCCAGCUGGAGUCAGAAGAGAGUGUCAGAGAGGAAGACGAGGAAGAGGAAGAACUUAUAGUCUUGGAUCCUGAGCAUCCUUUAAUGAAAAGAUUCCAGUCUGCACUGAAAAACAACCUCAGAAAUCAGCUAGAGAGAUUGAACCUUGAGCUCCGUGAGAAGAUAGUGGUGGAAAAUUCAGAGGCUCAGAAACGUCAUCAACUUGCUGAAGAAGUAUACAUGGUCCAUGAGAUGUUGGCAAGACUUCAGGCAUCUCUGGAGGCAAGUCAUGAGGCUAAUGCCCAGGCUGCUGCUCAGCGUAGACAGGCCCAAGACCAGCUGGAUGGGGUCAAAAAUCAGUACCAAGAUGCUGCCAGUCAGGCUAACAAUCAGCGUAUGCAAGUUUCUGAAUUACAGUCUAAAGUAGACCACCUGGCCUUGAAGCUGCUCUACAUGCAGGAAGCUAAUACUGACCUGCGCUCGGACAUCAAAGCCAUACGAAAUGCUUCACACAAAGCCCAGAAAGAGAGAACUCAAGCAGAGGAGAAUAAACACCAGCAGGAUCUUUAUGUCGAGCGUUUAAUCAAGCAUGUGGAAAAGCUCUCAGAGCAGAUUUCUCUGUAUGAAGUUCAGAUCGUCGCUCAGACUGAGCAGACCAAGGCUGCAAAGGAAGCUCUUUCUGAGGCGCAGCUCGAGCUGGACUCUGUGGUUGUUGAGCGUAGGCAGUUACUCCAGCAAUGGAACAGCAGCCUGUUGAUGAUGAGGAGGAGGGACGAGACUUACACUGCUAUGCAGGAGGAACUGAGGCUGACCAAUGAUCAGGUGCGCUCUCUGGACACAGAGAUUGAGGGCUACAAAAAGUCCAUCACGCAGGAAGAAGAGACGAAUGAGCGCCUCACUCUGCGUCUGAACCGGGCCCAGAAUGACUGCACCACCUCACGUAAACUUAUCACACACUCCCAGAAUUAUCAGGAGGUCCAGCAGGCCCGGUACAGCACAUAUACACAAAUGCUGCAAGAGACAGAAAAGACCCUCAGCACACUGCAUGGGGACUAUGAUGUGCGUCAGUCUGAACUCAAGGGACUCAGAAAGCAGAUGGAGAAAGAGUCUGCAGUGCGCAUGGACCUGGAGGACCAGAUCAUGAACAAGCUACAAGAGAAACUUACUCACAAUAACGCAGCAAAGUACUCUCGUCGACUGACUGAUAAAUCUGCAGCACACAGGAGAGAAAAGGAAGCUCAGUUAACGAAGUUAGAGAAUGACAUCAAUGCUGUAACUCUGGAGGGGCAAGAGGUGGCAUCGCGUCUGGAUUCUCUGGCUGCGUUUCAAGCUGAGCUUGAGCAAGAAAUGAGCCAGCGUCACUUGCUCCUGUCUUCUCGCGAGGCAGAGAUUGCUAAACAAAUCACAGAUAUUGAGCGAAAACAGGCCGCAAUAAGCAUCUACAACAAGAAGAUCAGGGAUAUUGUGUCCAGUACAGGGCAUGAAGACCUGGGUCCUCUGGAGAUCCGUACAGCCACCCUGUCUAAGAAGCUGGAAGAAGUUGGUGCUGAGAUUAAAGAGCAGCAGCAGUUGUGGCUCUGGCAACAGGGGGAGCUAGUGAGAUUCAGUCAGGAAAAACAGGCCCAUGGCUCUUCUGUGCAGACCCUGCGAACACAACUCACAAUACUGCAGCAGAGCAAGAUCAGGAGAGAGAGUGAGAUGGAGCAGGAUCAGCAUGAGCAGUCAGAUCUGGAAAAACAGAUUAAAGCUCUCAUGGCAGACAUGAUCAAACUAAACUCUCUCAUCACUAAGAACAGUGAUCUGAAUCAAGCCCUGCAGCAGAGCAACAGCCUGAUGGAGACAGACUUCAGACAGAGACUCAAGGAGGCUGAGAGGGAUUCGGUUGAGACUCAGCUGAAGCUGGAGAGGUUAAACGAAGAAAAAGAGAGACUUAUAAACAGUCUAGUGGAGGCCGAGCGUCAAAUCAUGCUGUGGGAGAAGAGAACCCAACUAAUGCGAGAGACUCGCACUGCAAUAGAUUCAGACAUUGGACAGGGAGACAUACGAACCAUGAGAGCAGAGAUUCACCGCAUGGAGGUUCGUUAUGCACAGUUGAUGAAGCAGCAGGAAAGGCUGUUGAGAGACAUGGAAUCAGUGGUGGCUAGACGUGAGACAAUAGCUGUUCGGAGUGAGGCUCAGGCACGAGCUGACCAUAAGCAGCCCACACACAACGACUACCACAACACUCUUCAGAGCCUCCGCCGAAAGAUUCUCCAAGCAAAGAAGCAAACAGAAGAGUGUGAUGGAGCUAUAGCUCAGCUGGAGGAGAGGCAGGGCUCUGUGACCUCCAGCCUCCGAGACAAACGCAUGCAUCUGAAUGACCUGCAGAACACCAGAGCGCUUCUCACCCAAGACCUCAGUGCACUACAAAAAAUCAAAGAGAGGAACUUGUAUCGUCUGCCUGUGCUGCAGUGUCGUUCGAAACACUUGCAAGCUGUUAAGGAAGGACAGUACACACCAGUGGCCAGUGGAGACGUGUCAUUGGAGCUGGCAACACAGAAACAGGAAGAACGAUUGAAAAUGAUCAGUUCCGUCCUCCAGCAUUUGGCUAAAGAGUACCCUCAGCAUCACAGCGCUCUCCACAGGAUUAACAUAACACUGGCUGAACACAGACACAGUGGACUUCAGGACGGAUAGUCACCACAGAAAUGUACAUUGCAUGAAAUAAAAGUCAUGUAUGUACAUAUAUACAUGGUUGGCAGUUGCUGGCCUGGUUAUGCUGAUUGUCUGUUAUUGCAAGGAUGUUUUUAUGAAGAGACAUGGGAAAAGGACAUGUCUUUCCAAAAAGCAAAAAAAAAGAUUUGGAACUAAUUGUAUUGGUGUACACACAGUUGCAAGCAUAUUUAUUUUAAAAUGCAUUGUGAUAGAGUGUCUUAAAUUAAUUCAGGUUUAAAGGUUUAUUUUAAUUAAUCAAAUUCAUAGAAUAUCUAGAUAAAUAGUAAGCUUUGUUUUUUACGGUUUAAGGUUUAAGUUUUGUGGUUAAUUUUUCUGUGACAUUGAUGUGUGUAGCUACUUAACCAUACUUUAGGUACAAUUUUAUCCCUAGAAAUGAGCUAAAUCUGACAAACACACUCCAUUUAGGGACUAAAAAUGACUAGAUUAGUUAUUUUAUAUUAUUUACCAACAUUAAUAAAUUAUGUUUUUGCAAUUAAUUUGCAUUAAACAACAUAGGGCAACAUGGCAACAUUCUAUUUAUGUAGCUAAGGGAACAAUUGUGUGAAUGUGUAUAGUGACACUUGACCAGUGGAGUCUUUAGACACAUAAUAGCACAACAGGUCUCAUUUCUACACCCAACCUUUAGUUCAGGCAUAGGCCAUGAUGUUAUGUGUGUUUUGAUUUCAUACAGAUUAUUGUGUGUAAUAUGUGUUAAGUGGCUCUUAAAAUAUACAUGUUAAAAUCCUUGGUAAUUAAAAAUGUCUAC